GAUACUCCAUGUAUAUGUCCUGACUCUAUUGAGCUGGACAUACCAGCAAUCGGUCGCAGUUGGAUACCACCGAAGUUCGCUUCGAAGGCGAAAAGUCGAAAGCCAGCCAUCCCAAAGGCCCUACCUUGCUGGCUGGCUCUAUUGAUAUGCGGUAAUAAUUGCAAAGCAUUUAAUCUUUAGGGCCUGCAACUUGUGUCGACGAAGCUGAAACGGGCGGAAUUUGUCGGGCGGAAUGCGCCUUCAUCGUCUGUUUCGCGCCGGACACGCCCAGCACUUGCGUGCAGCAUACAAGAACAUUUUCUAAAGCUGUGUAAAGCGCGCGGCAAGGUGGGGUGUAGCGACCAGUCAUCGGAGGCGGAGCGGUGGCCUGCAAGCGCUCACACGGGUGCACGCACCCGUUGCGUACGACAGUACCCCGCCCGACUCGCCGCGUCAUAAAGGCAGGCCCGAGACCUCACAACUAACCCAGCUCCCCAACACAAUAUGCAACACAACUAAGCAAGAGCACACGCGCACCUGCCAACAAGUUAUACACGAAGCCCUUCCGAAGCAACCAAAGCAUCGCGAAAUUUUAGACCUGAACAUUUCGUGCGACGGGCUCCAGCAGCCAUGACGUCGACAGUAUCAAAGCUUGUAGCCGUGGCCUGCAUCAUUCUGACCUCAGGCCUCGCAUCUGGCAUGCGGCCACUCGCCGAGCUUUCACUUUCCGAGUCCGAGGUCGCGCGGCGUCUACUUGAAGACGAGCCGCAAGAGCAGCCACAGACCCGCGAGCUGCUGGCGCUCAUCGAGGCUAUGUCGCCGAGUGUCGUGCCAGGCGCGUACCCUUCCGCAUACCCUUCGUCUUCGCCACCGCCCCCAGUUUACCCGCCUCAGUCCACGCCCAGCCCGGUUCCCACGACACCCACGCCCAGCCCGGUUCCUACUCCUACCCCCAGCAGCCCGAUCCCCACUCCUGCUCCGUCCCCAGUGCCUGUGAUCGUCACAGCCCCCGCCUGUGGGAGUGCACCUUGCAUCAAGGUCAACGCCACCACCGGCACCCCCUUUGACGUCUUCCUCGUCUCCGCCCCUGCCUGGGUCAGCACCACCGCCGCCCUCUCCAAGCUGGCCUACGAGUUCGGCGUAGUUACCAACGGCACCGACGGCACUCUGGUGUACCGGAUUCGCCAUGCCUUCUCCUCCUCCUCCUCCGCCCCCAUCGCCAGCCUGCCCGUUGGCUCCGCAAGGCUGUUCGCUUGCGUGCGCACCGUCAGCGCCGCUGGCACCACCACCGGCCCCCGUGCCUGCGAGACCGUCACUGUCAGCAUCACCGCUCAGCAGGUGACGGCUCUUCAGGUGACGCAGCAGAUGGACGCCAUCAUGACCGCCGUCACGACCAGCGCCGCCGGCAACGCCUCCACCGCCGACCUGCUAACCAUGUCCCAAAAGCUGGCCGCCGUGGCCUCCGUUUCCGAUGGCGGCGCCGUCGCCACCGCCUCGCUCAAGUCUGUUGCCUCCAGCCUCAUGACGCGGCUCUUCGCGACCGCCAGCAGCGCCGCCUCCAGCCCGCCCACCGCCGCCUCCAUCGUGUCUGUGUUUGACGCCGUGGGCAGCCUGUGGGGCGUUUCCAGCGACGCGGGCCGCGCGGCCGUGGUGGGCAGCAUCAGCGCCCUGUCUGACCAGCUGGCCGGUGAGAGCCUGGAGGCCGCUGAUGCCCUGCCCGUCAUCGACCUGCUCACGAGCAUGCUGGAAGACCAGGCCAGCCUGGUCGCAACGGCCGCUGCUGCCAACGGUGGAGCCAGCCAGGCCGCCGCCAAGGCAGAUGCCGCCAAGGCCGUGCUCGCGUCCAUCACUCAUGGCACCGCCGCCCUCACACGCAGCCUGCUGAAUGGCGCCCCCGCCGACGGCACCCCCGCGCAUAUCGCCACCGCCAAGCUCGCUGCCGCCGUGCAGCGCGCCUCCGCAGCCCUGGCCGCCGCCGGCAUCACCAUCAGCGUCGCCAACCCCGGCUCUGCUUCCUCCUCCGGCCGCCGCCUGCUGUCUUCCUCUUCCUCGGCUGUGGGUGUGGCUCUUAACCCCGCCGUCAGCCAGCUCUGCACCGCUGAUGCCACCUGCGCCACUGCUGGCUUUGGCGUGGCCGUGACGGUGAUCCCCGACUCAUCGCUCCUGCUCACAUCGCUUGGCGACAACGCGGCGGCUCUGGCGGCCCUGCUCUCGGACUACCGUGCCGGCGGCAGCGUGCAGGUCAUCUCGCCCAUCGUGCGCGUCGCCGCCCCCGGCCUGCCCGCGUCUGCCUACGGCGGCGCCCUGGCGAGCCUUGUAGUCCUGGACCUGCCCAUCAACCUGACGGCCGUGGCCCUGGACGGCGCCACCACCCGCCGUGCACUGGUGCGACUGCAGGACGUGUCGGCCGCCGCGCCCGACGCCUCCGCCGCCAUCUCGGCUGCCGUGUCCGUCACCGUCACCUCCAACUCUGGCCCCGCCACCGGUGCUGUGGACCUCAUCUCGGGCUUCAGCAACAGCCUUGGCGACUUUGCGGUGCUGCAGUACACGAGCACCGCCACGCCUACCGCCGGCAACACCACCACCUCGCCCUCGCCCUCGGGGGCACCCAGCUCCACCGCCUCCGUGUCGCCCUCACCGCUGCCUUCGUCUCUGCCCCCGGGCGGUGCGGGCAGCAUGGUCGCACCUUCGGCCGCCAUCACCUCCAUUCUUUUGGGCCUGGUCGUGCUGCUACUCCUCUUGUAAUACGGAGGUUAGUACAAGCGCAGCGCGCCGGAUUAUUGCAUGAUUUUAUGUAGAUAAGCGUAGCGGGUGUACAGCACGGCAUGUCAGAUGCUAGCAAGGAGGGUACUGCACCCGCGUGUGUCAUUGAUUCAAGGGCUUCCAUCCAUUCAUGUGCAUAUGGGGAAAGUAUAGGAACCGAACCCAAGAGUGCUACCGCAUUGAUGGUUUGUGUGUGUAUGUGUGACGGAUGCCCCGGUGAAGAACUGGUGGCAGGACUGUUAGUAUCGUAAGGCCACAUAGCCAGACAUGGCUGCCUGAUUUAUUACACGGAGUAAGGGUAAACCCGAGUUUGAGGG
This is a messenger RNA of Chlamydomonas reinhardtii, 3059 nucleotides long. RefSeq lists its product as uncharacterized. The record is from RefSeq and is a predicted model, not a curated record. The coding region runs from base 610 to 2724 and encodes 704 amino acids. The transcript is spliced from 3 exons. NCBI's taxonomy places the organism in Eukaryota, Viridiplantae, Chlorophyta, Chlorophyceae, Chlamydomonadales, Chlamydomonadaceae.